This is a messenger RNA of Geodia barretti, 894 nucleotides long. Lineage: Eukaryota; Metazoa; Porifera; Demospongiae; Tetractinellida; Geodiidae. The record is from the annotation of a GenBank genome assembly.
AUGCGAGAGACCAUCUCAUACUCCCUCGUCAGCGCAGACAUGCUUGAACGUGUCGGCGUUGACACCGAUGACGCCAGCGCCCUCCGCAUCGCCAACCCGAUGAGCAGCGAGUUCACCCACUUGCGAACAAGCCUACGCGCCAGCGUCCUCAGUACACUCUCCGCCAAUCGCCGCGUCUCGCAGACCGAAGGCAUCCGCAUAUACGAAAUCGGCAGCGUCUAUCUGCCCAAGGACGAAGCCCGCGACCGCGAACUGCCCGAUGAGCGCGAAAUGCUCGUCGGCGUCCUCUGCGGACCCCGCUUUCCCACAUCCUGGAACACCCCACAGGGCGACAUGGGCUUCUACGACGGCAAAGGCGUAUUGGAAUCACUAUUCGCAGAACUUCGCGCCGAAGUCCGAUAUGAGGCUCAUAGCAGCGACCCCAUCCUGCGGCGCGGCAGGACCGCCCAGAUCCUAUACGGCAACGCGCCAAUCGGCGUCAUAGGCGAGGUCAGCAACCCCGCGCUUCAACGCUUCGAUAUAGACGGCGCAGCCGCCAUGUUCGAGAUUGAUCUUGAGGCGCUCAGAGCCGCGCUUCCCGAAGAAACGCGCCAGCACACGCCCGCCAACCCCUAUCCCGAGGCCUACCGCGACCUCGCCCUAAUCGUUGACGCCGAGGUUACAUCCGCGCGCAUACAGACAAUCAUCGAGCGUCACCGGAUGGUCGCCCGCAGCAUCCCCUUCGACAUCUACGCAGGCGAGGGCGUCCCCGAAGGCAAGCGCUCCCUCGCGUACCGCAUCGUCUUCCAGUCCCCGCGCGGCACCCUCACCUCCGAGCAGGUGGACGGCUACCAGUCCAACAUCCUCCAACAGCUCAGCCGCGAACUAGGCGUCGAACUGCGCGAAGGGAGCUGA